Paramuricea clavata is the source of this 13581-nucleotide messenger RNA. The record is from the annotation of a GenBank genome assembly. NCBI's taxonomy places the organism in Eukaryota, Metazoa, Cnidaria, Anthozoa, Malacalcyonacea, Plexauridae.
UUGACAUGUGGGUUUUUUCUUAGGAUCAGUUUGACACAAUAAAUUUUUCGGAUAAUGAUAUCAAGAAGUUGGAAGGAUUUCCAUUGUUGAAGAGACUGAAAUGUUUGUUAGUCAACAACAACAGAGUAUGGUGAGUAUUAUAACGAAAUUUAUAACUAGAUUUUAUAUCAAAGCCUAAGAUCCCUAUUCAUGAACAGUACAGUAUGGGCAGAAUUAGAAAGUUCAAACAUUUAUGUUAAGAAAUAUUUGCAGUAUAUUACAGUAGAGUGUAUAAAAAAUCUUAGUCCUUAUUUCAAACACAGAUUUCGGCAAGUAUAAAAUGGCAGAACUUUUGGGCAGGUAGGUGCAUGAUUGAGAUGGAAAAAUAAAACACUAGAGACAUUAAUACAUAACUAUUAACUAAACUAAACUAAAAACAAUACAAUACAAACUGCAGGGCCACCAGCAAAUUAAGUUGCUGUAUACAUGUCAAGUUAGUUUUCCAUUCGAUAGGUUAGGUCAGGUGUAAGAGUAUCGUGCAUGUUUGUUUCGUCUAUGCCCUUAGAUUUUCGUAGCCCAUGGCUAAAGUACAGUAAGCAUAAUGUAGGUUAAAGUAAACGUGCCCAUGUAUAGUAGUCUUGAGAGUUACGUGUAUUGAGAUCUAAUGGUUUUUAUGCAUAUAUAUAUUUUGACUGCAAGUAUGGAUGGACAAGGCCAAGGUAAGGUUCCUGUUAAACUUGAUGAAUGGCGUCACCCAGAAAUAUUCCUUAAUACAUGUCAUUACCACUGAAUGAUAAGUCCUCACAGAGUUGGAUGACUGCACGUUAAGUUGUGUUCUAUUUGUAUAAUACAGUUUAUAACCUUCAAAUAAUCGGUUCAUGUCGAUUUAAUUCCAUUGGCCUCAUUAUCACGAUUUGGGUUAAAUGAGCUGCAAUUAGGAUGCGAUUAAGAUUUUAACGGAUGGAAUUUAAUGAGAACCAAACCAUGCCAUGGAAGAAAACGUACAAUGAAACGCCAGUGAACUCUACCGGGUGUCCCAAAAAAAACUUGCGCUGUUUGAUUUAAUGUAACAUAAGAACUAUACAAGCUAUUGCACUCAAAUAAGUUGUAUUGCAUUCAGAAAGGGCUAACUUAGAUUUUGAUAUAUAACAUUUGAAUAUCCGUGCAAUCUUUACUGAGCUAUCGAUGUUUUAAAUCGAAUAAGCAUAUUUGACAAUGUUAAAAAAUUGCAUAAAAUUGCCAAUCAAAUAUUAUUUGGUUAAACUUGAUUAAUAUAUAGUUUUAUUGUGGCCAAAAGAACGAAUAAAAAACAUAAUUGUUGGAUAAACAUUUAUUCAUUUAUCAUAGAAAGUAUGUCCCCUUGCACGUACAGUAUACAAUGUCUUGCACGGGAAAACAUAAAAGCCAAACUUUUUCAUCUUUUGUUAAUCGAAGCAUAUUCAAAAGGCGAACGAGGACCAACUUUACAAUACGAACUCUCAAAGGACGUCAAAUAUGCUUUCGAACGUUUUUACUGUCGUUCCAAUUGAAGUGUUGCUCAAAUAUUGAUUCAAUACAUUACCUCGGGCUGACCAAUUCAUUUCAUCAAGUCCCUCGAGAUAUUCAUACACUUCCUAGUAUAAUUGUAAACUUCCUGUUGAAUAGUUUGAAUGCACCAAUCACCUUUGUUGUUUGUGCAUCUAACCAAUCAUAAAUAGAAAGGAAGUGACCAGAAAUGAUCAAAUACUUGGAAUUGGCUCUUUCACAGGAAGUGUAUGAAUAUCUCGAGGAACUUGAUGAAAUGAAUUGGUCAGCCCGAGGUAAUGUAUUGAAUCAAUAUUUGAGCAACACUUCAAUUGGAACGACAGUAAAUUUUUCAUGCUUAUUUCACUUCCCAAGAAACACGAAAGGUUAACUUAUACUAGGACAUUACCCGAAAUCAAAGUUGAGUUGAAAUGCUGAAAUUGAAAUUGUUAAAUUUUGUGUAAAGUGGCAAUUUGUUUUCAUAUAAAUUUGAUCGCCAUGUUUCUCGAUUUUUUUACUCAUUUUUAAAGCGUGCGCCACAUUCAAACGUUUGUAUCUCACGUAAUAUUACAUGAAAGUUUUAGGGCUGUAUAUCAAAACCUAAGUUAGCCUUUCCUCAAUACAAUAAAACUUAUUUGAGUGUAAUAGCUUUUAUAGUUUUUACCUUACAUAAAAUCAAACACCGCAAGUUUUUUUUUGGGACACCCGGUAUAUAUCUGGAGCAAGAACAUCGGUCAUUCGGCCUAAUGAGAAAAGUGAAGCCAAGAUGGCGGACAGUGACGUCCAAUAGCUCUGAAGGUCGUAAAUAGCUCUUAUACCAUUUUUCCCAGCUACAGUACAGUAAUUCCACUUUUUUUACUGUAUUGCUAAACAAGUUAUCAGUUCGUAAAACAUAGUGUUAUUCUUUAAAUCGAUGUCAAAAUACGAAAUUUCGGCACGCUCCUCGCCAAGGUGGCGGAAAUUGAAGCCGCUAUUGGAUUUCAGUUCCAGUCCCUUUCUAUUGUUUUUGUCUACGCGGUUAACACGAAGCCAGCUUUUGGACUCGAGUUAUGAGAAAAGUCUUCACUUUUUGGACUCGAGUUCUCGCUCCAGAUAUAUAUGGCGCUCACUGUGAAACGCACACUCAGCGACAUGGUAAUUUUUAUUCCAAAUCACGUGAACAUAAUCAGCCAAUUAAAUGACCAACAUUUAAUGAGGUGUUAUACUGUAUAAUAUAGUUCACACCACAACCACUUGGUCCUGGACGAUUUUUUAUUCCGCUUAACUUGCGCCGUAGUUCAAUUAGAGUUCAGUCUUGAAGAUUUAUAAUCGUGUCAGUCUUUGGGUCAGCCUUGAAGGAGCGAAUUUUUCAGUCGGUUCAGUUAAGUAGGAUGUGACAAAGUCCACAUUAUUGUCAUGUCUAACACCAAACAUAUUUUACACAUUUUAAAAGAAAACAUUUCUCGUUUGCAUUAUUUUGUACUUUCGUUUUUAGUCGAAUUGGUGAAGGAUUGGAAACCUGUUUACCGAAUUUAGAGACUUUAGUUCUGACCAAUAACAGUAUGCAAGAUCUGGUGAGUUAUGUCAUAUAUUGUUUAUAACAAAUGUUUGCAAUUUCAGAAUUUAUUCUAUGGUACAUGCAGAAAAUGUUUUGUUACCAACUGGUGUGGCUCAGGAAUUAGUGUUCACAGUAUAUAGGUGGCAAGACUUGACGGUUUAUUCGAGCAUCCCCUUAAUGAAAGCGAGCCAUUCAUAAAUUAUCGUAGAUCUUGCUGCCAAUACCAUCAAAGAUUAACCUUUUAGUGCCACGAGAAUAAAAUUAGAGCCGGUCCCAAAAUGAACCUUUAUUAGGGUUCAUUCCUCUCUCAUCUUCCACCUGUGGCUAAAAUACUGUGAUACUUUCUCAGGCCAGUUCAACUAUUUCGAGUGAAGAUUCUUCAUCUUGGUUAUACUUUAUUAAGUUGCACUUAAAUUUCCGAACAUGCAAUGUAAAUAGUCUUUAUACUGUAGUUUUGUCUUUUGCGUAUUGUUCUGUUAUUUUUGUUAGGUUGGUCUCCACAUGGUCCUUUGUCCUGUUGACCACACCCUCAACCAUACUUUCAAUAUGUUUAAAAUUUUGUAUUAUAUGGUUGUAAAGAAAUAAAAGUUGAAUUCUUCAACUGACUUCUUUAACUUUUCUAAAGCUGCUUAGUACCUGUACUUAAAAUAUAUUUGCGUAUUACUAGAAUAUUACUAAUCGUUUAACAGGAAUUUUAUUUUUUCCCAGAGUGAUUUGGAGUCUUUGAAGAGUAUCAAAUCAUUACGGUAUUUGAGGUACAGUAGGAUGCGAAAUAUAUAUAAAAAUUUUUUGUAAUCUCUGUAACUAAAUUACAAUGAUACUAUUAUAUUUAACCCAUUCGUCGUCACCCUUACAUGUAUAUUUAUCAAAUUGCCAGCCACUGGUGUUUUGAAAUAGUCAUCAAACUAUCAGAACGAGUGUCAAGAUGACUUUUAACAUGACCUAUACAAGGAAACAAGUCGCGGUGACAAAUUUUAUUGUGUGACGUAUGUGAAGAUUCUGACACGGGGACAGAUUUUGUCUCUACGGGGACUUGUCCCUACGACCUGUCCUUGUGACUUGUCCUUACGGCGUGUCCCAGUGGCAGACAUGCACGUCGCGAAAUGUUAAGGAGGGCAUAUUUAGAUCACCACUUUUCUUGCUAAUCAAUCAAAAGUUUAAACCAAUCGUCUGCCUGCAGCCUCUUUGAUUUACUUGUUACCCAACGUUCAUAAGAAUAUAGGCCCAGCGUUUACUGUAACAGACGAAAGGGAUCUGUUUAGGGAUCUGAUCGAGGCCGGCUAACUCUAUCAAAAUUGCUGUCAUCACAGUGACGUAAUUUGUGCUUUGAUGAAAGUCUUUGAAAGAGGUUUAUACUGUCACCCACUUCAACAAAACCGCACUUUAUUGAAAGAGACUUUGAUUGUGUGAACCGGAGCUUCGGUGGCGAAGUGGUUAGGAACUUGCCUUUCACCUCUAAGGUCGCAGGUUCAAAUCUCAAUGAGAAUUUCUCAAUGUGACUCGAACCAAGUCCUCGUGUGAAAAGAGUAAAAGUCAACGCUCUGCCGAAAGUCGUGGGUUUUCUCCGGGUAUUCCGGUUUCCUCCCACAAGGAAAGUUGACAGGGUGGGUUAGGCACAUAGGUUAAGGGGCAGAUCAUUAAUGAGGUAUGGACUAAUAGCGUCUGCUUAAAGCACCAUUUGUAAGUUCACAGUCUACCUCAGUCUGCUUCACGCCAGUUCCGGCUGUAAUUGUAAUGCGCACUUGACCACUUAACAAAUAUAAAACAUUUUCCGUGUUGAUAUACAGUUAUAUCAACACGAGUGGAAAUUGGGAAAACGAGAAAUUGUGUGGAAACACGACGCCCGACACAAUUUCGAGUUUUCCCAACUUCCACGAGUGUUGAUAUAACUAUAUAUCAAUACGGAAAAAAUGUUUUAUAUUUGUUUUAUAAUAUAGCAAUGUCAAAAGCCCGAAGAAUAAGAACAAUUUCCGUGUUCACAAGCGGCGGAAAAUUUCCCGUGUUGACAUGGAGUUAUAUCAACACGGCUCUUAGCCAAUCAGCGUUCAGAAUUUACAAAUGCUAUAUUAUAAAUACAUAUGUAAAAUCGCGCAACAGAAAUAUCAAAUAUUAUUAUUAUUAACCGGCCUUUAGUGACAGUAGGAUUUUAUUCGAUAUCAUCAUUGUUUUGUAAUUCUUUUGGUUUCAGCCUGAUGCGUAAUCCCAUACUGAACAAACCAAACUACAGAUUGUAUGUCAUCCACAGUUUACCUCAAAUAAGAGUCUUAGAUUUCCAGAGGAUAAAACAACGGGUAAGAUAAAAAGAAAAAAUUGUGAAUCACUUUGAACGACUGGAAUCACAGUCAAUAUUUAGAUUUGGAAAACAUUUGGAUUUGAAUAUACAUAAAGAUAUUAUCAACUAUUAUUAAAAUCCUUCAAUUAUUUUGUCCUUUUUGUCUUGAAAGUGUCGAUAACGAACCUAUCCUUUUGUCUGUAACGAACCUAUCCUUACGGACACCUCUUUAAUAUAGACGUCUCUCUAAAUCGUAUAAUAUGGACACCUCUUUAAUACAGACGUCUCUCUAAAUCCUAUAAUAUGAACACCUCUUUAAUACAGACGUCUCUCUAAAUCCUAUAAUAUGGAUACCUCUUUAAUACAGACGUCUCUCUAAAUCCUAUAAUAUGGACACUUCUUUAAUACAGACGUCUCUCUAAAUCCUAUAAUAUGGACACCUCUUUAAUACAGACGUCUCUCUAAAUCCUAUAAUAUGGACACCUCUUUAAUACAGACGUCUCUCUAAAUCCUAUAAUAUGGACACCUCUUUAAUACAGACGUCUCUCUAAAUCCUAUAAUAUGGACACCUCUUUAAUACAGACGUCUCUCUAAAUCCUGAUAUGGACACAUAACGUACACUUCUCUGACGCGGACAUCUCUAAUAAUGAUCUCUCUCUAAUACGAACACCUCCUUCGAAUGUGUCCGCACGUCUUGGUAUAAGUUUCUGAAUGUUUCUAAUACAGUAUCACUCAAUUCCAAGCAUUCAGUCUCUCCUUACGGACAACGUUUUAAUAGUACAAACACCUCUGAUACGGAUACCUCGCUAAUACGGGUUACUUCUCUAAAACUAAUACUUCUCUGCUACCGAUACAGGCACUUCUCUAAUUUAAUACAGGCACUUCUCUAAUUUAAUACAAACAGUUCACUGCGGUAUGUCCCGACAAAUUUCUGGUAUGUUCUCUUUUAAAAAAUAUCCUCUAUAAUGCAAACCAUCUCGAAUACUGACCACAGACACUGAUCAUCGGCCCCAGGAAAAAAUACAUUUCAACCCGAGCUCUUUAUUACAGACACGCCGUUGUUCAGGUGGUAAUAGUUUGUGUACGUUCUAUAAUAUGCAUUAGUUUGUUUGCAGUUAAUGUACAGAAGUACAGUAUCAAUGCUUUACUCACCUGUAUUUAGAUGUACAGUACCUGUAGCAUUGCGUUAUUUAGAUGUACCUGUAGCAUUGCGUUGUAGUUGUAUACAGUAAGCAGUAUACUGUACAUUAAUUUGUGUACAUGAACUUGUGGUUAAAGCUCGACAACUGGCUCUGUAGUUCAGUUGAUUAGAGUACUCCACCCAAAUCGCAGGUUCGAUUCCUGCCAGCGGGCCAGAUGCCUUCUGGUUAGGUCUAAUAAAUGUAUAAGAUUCACGCUCGAAAUUUCCAUCUACAAAUCCCUUAAGCAAUUAGUUUUAUCGAGUGUAGAUGCCCAAAAACCUGAUAUUUACCCAUACACCUUAUAUUGACAUCACCUUAGUAUUUAUACUUGAGGUUAGAGCUCGACGACUGCCCUCUGUAGCUCAGUUGAUUAGAGCGCUGCACCUCAUUUACUGUAUACAGAAUACAGUACCUUUUUUAGUUACUGAACACUCAACAGCAUCAGGAAAGUCUUAAGCCCUGGGCAAACUAGGAAACGUUGUGGAAACAUUUGUGAUUCUCGAUGUUUCCUCAAAUGUUUCCCUGUUUGCCCACCCGUGGAAACAUUGUUGCGGAAACAAAAUUUGCUUCCCGAGAAGCAAAAAUGUUUCCUAGCGAAUUCAGAAACAUUUGAUGUUUCCCUACAGUAUGUUUCUCACUAAUGUUUCCUAGUGUUUGCCCACUCUUGGAAAUAUGGCGUAACAUUGGUAGGAAACAAUGUUUCCACAACAAUGUUUCCUAGUUUGCCCAGGGCUUUAAAAGUGACAUAAUCGUGAUGACCACCCUGCUUUAAACCUUCAGUGUCCAUAUUAGGGAGGAGCGAGUUUACAAUUAACUCUAACGCCCGUAUUCUAAAAGCUCACUCACACUCAAUGAGUGGAGUUUCAAUCUGAGCUUCUCUUGAGUGUCAAUGCUGUUUUUGAAUAGCUGGAGGGUGAGUGGUCGCAGAGUAAGGUAUGACACUUAUCUUUUUUAGGAACGAGAGGCAGCGGCAAGAAUGUUUAGUGGUAAAAAAGGGGAGAAAUUAGUGAAUGGCGCCAUGAGAAACAAAACGAAUAAGUAAGUUAUAGUCAUGCUUGUGCUUGAAUUAUCCGGAAAUUUAGUGAAGAUAGUGCAUUCACUCGUGAAGUAGCAUGUGAGUCUCAUAUUAAUGUUUACAGUAUGCUUGCUAUAAUGCUAUUGCGUAUAACGACUCUUGGAAUUCACUUCUUCUAUAGCUAGUUAAAUCAAUAUCAAAACUGCAUGAACGUAUAUGUACAGUACGCAUUUGAUUACCAAGUUUUUGAAACGACUGCGGAUCUACAAAAUUACGAUCAAUGUUUGUGGGAAUUUUAUGACCUGUACACCAUUGGCGAUCAAUACGAGGUAAUUGUAACAUACGCUACUGUUGCCAUUUCCAACUUAGUCUAGGACCUGUUUAUGAGUUUGUAUGCAAUUCAUUUAGGACAGAUAAUCUCAACUGUUUUAGGGCAAGUUGACCAUGACGGUCAACAUGGUAACGCUGCCCGAACCCCAAUCCGGGGCGAAACGUCCGAAACUGACCACACCCAAAAACGACGCUUUCGCCAUACUGCUAUCUACCAAACCAUAAAAGCUUUGGCUAUUCUGAGGUGCUUAUAUGGUUCAGAGAUGGUACUUUUGGAGGUGGUCAUUGGUAAGUGUGAAAUGCCUAGCACUAAUAUUUCACAAGAAAAUGACCAUGCAAUAAUCAUAGUUAAACGUCAAUUUGUGGCUUGCAACUUCAGAUAAACAGCGCUGGACUUACUGUACAUUACCUUUUUCCCUAAAUCUUUUUGAUAGAAACAUAAUUGGUACUUAUUUAAAUAUAUUAUCACUGGUUUGGUGUAAAAUAGUUAAUAUUUUCUGACCGAAAUAAUAAUUUGAAAUGUGCCUACCUCCUGCAAAUGGACGUAUUUGGCCAAGUUCUCCACUUUACUCCGCUGUUUAUCGGCGAUCUCGUCGACAUCCUUCCAAAAAUGUAAAUCAUCUCAGACAUAAUGGUAUCAAGAACAUUUUAAACAAGUUUCAACUUGGUUUCAAGUAGAUCAUAGCUGUUUAACCAUCGACAAGGUAAAUCCACAUCUUUGUCCAAAUUCGGCGUCAUUUUGUCAUCCCAUGUCGCUUGUCAACAAUUCGGCCUUGUUACUCUUCCAUUCACGCCAUAUCCAUUGCACAAAUAACAAAUUUAACUCUUUGUCAAGGGUAUUAAAAUAAAAAUACAAAUGAAAUAUGCGAAAUGCAGCAUUUUAUCACCCGGUAAAAUGUUGCUUACGAGUCCUUCAAAACAUUUCGUACAAAUCUCGCGUGGUUUAGCAACAGGGACGUGACAGGGGGGGGUAGAGACUUGAAAAAUGAAAGGAAAGCCCACACAGUAUGGUAAAACCAACAAUCAACAUUUAAUUUGUAUGACUUGUUCAUAUUAAUAAAUAAUAAUAUGUAUAUAUUUGUCGCUACAAGAAAUAAAACAAACGUUUGUAUGAUUGUAUUUAGCUUUUAGUCUAUUUCACGCAGCCUUCUUCUAUCUUCGUGAAAUAAUUCCCCCUCCCCCUGUCACGUCCCUGUUACUUUGUCACGCGAGAUUUGUACGGAAUGGUUUGAAAGACUCGUGAGCAAGAUCUUACAGGGUGAUAAAAUGCUGCAUUUCGCAUAUUUCAUUUGUAUUUUUAUUUUAAUACCCUUACUGAAAGGGUUAAAUUUUAAAAUUGUUAUUUGUGCAAUGGAUAUGGCGUGAAUGGAAGAGUAACAAGGCCGAAUUGUUGACAACCGACAUGGAAUGACAAAAUGGCGCCGAAUUUGGACAAAGUUGUGGAUUUACCUUGUCGAUGGUUAAACAGCUAUGAUCUACUUGCAACCAAGUUGAAACUUGUUUAAAAUGUUCUUGAUACCAUUAUGUCUGAGAUGAUUUACAUUUUUGGAAGGAUGUCGACGAGAUCGCCGAUAAACAGCGGAGUAAAGUGGAGAACUUGGCCAAAUACGUCCAUUUGCAGGAGGUACACUGUAGGCACAUUUCAAAUUAUUAUUUCGGUCAGAAAAUAUUAACUAUUUUACACCAAACCAGUGAUAAUAUAUUUAAAUAAGUACCAAUUAUGUUUCUAUAAAAAAGAUUUAGGGAAAAAGGUAAUGCUGUUUAUUUUUUUUUAUGCUGUAAGGUCCACUGCUGUUUAUCUGAAGUUGCAAGCCACAAAUUGACGUUUAGCUAUGAUUAUUGCAUGGUCAUUUUCUUGUGAAAUAUUAGUGCUAGGCAUUUCACACUUACCACUGACCACCCGCAAAAGUACCAUCUCUGAACCAUAUAAGCACCUCAGAAUAGCCAAAGCUUUUAUGGUUUGGUAGAUAGCAGUAUGGCGAAAGCGUCGUUUUUGGGUGUGGUCAGUUUCGAACUUUUCGCCCCGGAUUGGGGUUCGGGCAGCGUUACCAUGUUGACCGUCAUGGUCAACUUGCCCCAAAACAGUUGAGAUUAUCUGUCCUAAAUGAAAUGCAUACAAACUCAUAUACAGGUCCUAGACUUUGUGAAGCAGUCCCUUUAUGGAGGAGUGUAAGCAUUGGUUCGAUAUAAACUAUACAGUAGUUCGUCUGCUAAUUUUGCCGUGACAAGCAGACGGAUCGUUCGUCCUCAAAAGAACUUGCGUGCGUUGUUCGUUUUGAAGGGUAUUUCAUCUAUGCAGGUGUAUUCGUGUACCCUGGAUUCCAGAGCCUUCGACAGUAAAUAAUAAAUUGAAAUUUCGCGAAGGCUCUGGUUCAACGGGGCGAUUCUUUGAUUAAACCGCGCCAAUCACAAAACAGAAUUAGUGGUUUUAGUACAGAAUCUGUACUAAAACCACUAAUUCUGUUUUGUGAUUGGCGCGGUUUAGUCAAAGAAUCGCCCCGUUGAACCAGAGCCUUCGCGACAUUUCAAUUUAUUAUUUACUGUCGAAGGCUCUGGAAUCCAGGGUAGUAUUCGUGCGGCGUCAGACGAAUUACUGAUAAGAUUACAGUAUCAGCAAAAAUCGAUGCUUUACCCGUAAACCGAUGCUUGACUUAUAGUAGUAGAAUUUUUGCGAGAAAACCAACAUUUCAUAUUUUUGUUUCAGGACGACAGUGUAAAAACAAUUAGUUAAAAUUUUGUUGGUUGUCUCAGAUUCCUUAGAUUUUUCGCCUUGUGUUUAUACUAAGAUAGAUUGAUGGUCCGUCCGACCAAUGAUGCGUUUUGUAUAAUGACCUACUAGUUUACAAUGGAUCAUUAUUUAGAUCAUUAUUUAGGCCUCCUAUUAAACGGGAUGUUAUAAUUUUUUGUUUCAGAUUUGUUCCAGGUGCGCCUCUUGCUAAACCUCCUGCUCCUCCACCACCAGCGAAGAAAAAUCCCCAACGAAACAACAUUGCGGCAAUCAAGGUUAGUGAACUGUUUUGCUGUUGAAAAGUUAGUUGUAAAUAUCGACUAUUCCAAUUGUUUCAUGAAACCUUUGAGCAAUGCUGGCUCUAUACUAAAUUCAGUAGCUAUUUUUUUCCUCUGUGGGCCUCUGUCUAUCUGUGUAAACCCAGCAUCGACCUCACCAGAGCCAGUUUCACACUGCACUGUAUAACCGUUGAAAUUGGGCUCUGGAUUAGAUGACCAAAGCGAGAUCGAUUGGCUUCUCUGAGAACCGCUAAUAACUGGAAUUUGAGCAGUUUUUCGCUUUUCAAAAACCUAUCUUAAAAUGUCAAACAAAUAUUUAAUUUCUACUGCAAGUUUUAUUGCACUUCGCUUUCCGUAUGUCUCACCGCUUGUGAAAGUCGCGUGCAGCCGAAAGGCCCGGCGGACGAAGAUGAACACCGGUCCUCACUGUCUCCAAGCCAAUCACCCCCUGCUCAUCCCACCCACCUCACCAGAUCAAGCUGGACCCUGAGUCGGCUGAGUGUAACUGCUAUGACCAUCUUUGCUUUCGUUCUUUUGCUUUGUAGGCUGCUAUCGCUAAUGCUAAAUCGCUGGAAGAAGUGCAAAAACUGGAAAUGAUGUUGAAAACUGGUCACGUCCCCGACAUUCAACAGCCCAUGGCGGUAGACAGAAGAUGAACUAGAAUGUCGAUACAUUGUCAAAGCACUUGCAACAAAAUACGCUUGGAACAGAUUUGGAUAACAUACGUCUGGAGUGGUUCCAUAACCAAACGUGAAAUUCACUAUAUACUGUAUACAUUGUGAAAAGCACAAGACUUUUUCAUGAGAAACAGUGUACGGAGUCGGCGUACUCCUACGUAUUGCAAUACCUAUAAUUUCUCAUGGAAAGACCUCCUCAGCUUCAUGUGCAAUUGCCCAUUUAGGAUCAUAUGAUAUUUUUACAUUUUAUCACUCUUUGUCUUUAUACAUCUUUUCAUAUACGAUAUCGAAUAUAAAAUGCAUAACGAAGAGUGAUAAAAGAUGGAAACAUUGCAUCAUCGGAUAUUUGUAUGCGAAGCCGAGGUGGUGUAUUACACUGAUCUGAAAAUAGAACUGGAUAAUGCAUCUGCUGAUGCAUAAAUGAAGCCAAUGCCGGCCGUAUUGGUGUGGCAACCACAAAUCUACCGUGGUGUUGCUGACAUGUUAGACGAGGUUUCUACACUUUCUUGUUGGGUAUGUAUUGUCCAGUGAGCUCUAUAUAUAUCCGGAGUGAGAACUCUGAUGAAAAAAGUGAAGUCAAGAUGGUGGAAAUUGACAUCCAGUGCCAGUCCUUAGGGACCGGUCAUUAUUUAUGGCCGGGGGGGGGGGGAGAGAAACAUUUUCUUGGCCAAAUUUUUUAGUUACCCAACUUUCAAAAAAAAUUUUCUCCACCCAACCCCAGCACUCAUUCAAAAUCUUAGACCCACCCUUAAUUUUGUCAGUUCACUUAUUUAAAAGCUAAAUUGACUUAUUUGAGUUUUGAGAGAACAAAAAGUCAGCACGUAUGAACUCUGACACUUUAUCAUGACUGUUAUGGCAGGUUCAAAUGGAAUGCUUUGCAAAUCGAUAUAUAAAGUGAAUGAUAUUUAUUCGAUCUUAAUAAAACAAAUAAUACAAAUAUUUUAGUAUUUUCCCGACUUAAUGAUUUUUGCUUUACCCACCCCUUGGCUUGGUGAAUUUUUAUUCAAUCCACCCAUUUCCACCCAUAAAAUUUUGUUUACCCACCCAUUUUCUCUUCGCCCCCUCCCCCCUGGCUAUAAAUAAUGACCAGGCAAUUAUAUAGUGUUUAAAACGUUAUGGGAAGGUGUUUUUUUAAUUUGCAUCAGCUAAAGGCUGGUGUACACUGUCAAAGUUUCUGUAAUCACAGUAAGAAUUUUGGAUUUGUAAAUUCUGAGUUUUGAAAGAUUUGUAAGAAAUGUUUGAGAGAACUGACGCAGUGUUUAUCAUUGAGUCGUUUCCCUCAAACAUUUCUUACAAAUCCUUCAAAACAUAGAAUUUACCUAUGCAAGAUUCUUACUGUGAUCACAGAAACGUUGAUAGAACAUUUAAUUUCUAGUAAACUAUGCAAGCACCUAGCAGUUCGAUUCGUAAGGAAUGGGCAAAUUUAUAAAUAUCUUCUCAUUAUAAAUAUUUGUAGCCUCAACUUGGCUCAUUGCAUUCAAACUGAGGAUAUUCUAUCCAGUUCUAUACUCUUCAGAUCAGUGAUGUAUUGAUAUUUUCACAAAUGUACUCGCCAUUUUGAGUCGUGGUUUAUUGUAGACAACCCACACUUCGAUGUGAAAGCUUUUCUUCUCUUGUAAAUAAUACAAUACGACGAAUUUAUUUUGAUAUUUUCUGGAACACAAUGUCUUAAGGUGUUCUUCGUCAUCUCUACAUCGGGUACCAUUGAUAAUGUUCAUCGUGCCCCGAAAUAGUCCGGGAGAUGCUAGGGAAAAACUCACCUGCGCGAUCAUGGGGUAAUUCUAUUUUGCAUUGAUCUUGGCGCUCCAAUUUCUUGUGGGCUCCUGCCAACACGUUUUUCUUCGAUUUUCAUAUUAAAGGUAUUGUUAUAAACGUGAAAUUUCAGGUUUAUUUAUAUAAAAACUUUCAUAAAGCAUCUUUAGAAAGCGCGCAAAAAAACUACAUAUGAGAUAUUUUUACGGUUGCCUUGUUUUUUUUUCAAGCGGUGUUCGAGUUCUUGCUGUUCCAAAGUGUGAAAAAUAGGUCGCAAAAAUCCAGGGCACUAGUCUGAAAACACGAUGUCAAAAGCUCAUAACCAAGAA